AUGUCUGACCGACGUUCAUCCUUGAAGAAUGCCGCUGGUAAUGGUGCUGGCCAUGCCACGCCUGCCCACCAGUCGCCUCCAUCUCGAGCUAUCAAGAAGUUCGAUCUGGGCGAUGGCCUUAUUGUCACCCAGAGAGAGGCUCGUAUGGCUUUUGAAGUUCUGAAGAAAUCCAAGAAGACUUCUACCGAACUUGCUGUUGACUGGGCUGCUGUCGCUGCCUCAAUCGGUCAUAAGAACGCCAAGGUGUCCCAUGACGCCUUCUAUAUUAUGCGCCAGAAAUAUCAGUUGGUUCGCGGCAGCGGUGAGUCCGAAGCUGCCGACAAUGAGGCAGCCCAGACCCCGGCUCCCAAGACUGGAAAGCGAAAGCUUGCAGGCUCCGCGGACAAGUCCGCUGGCCAGCCUCCGGCAAAGAAGAUGAAGACGGCUCGUGGUUCGAUUAAGAGCAAGGAGCAGGCUGAUAAGAAUGAUCAGGCCAAAGAGAAGGAUCAUGAUGAAGAGAAGGAGCCCGAGCAAGAGUAA
This is a messenger RNA of Hypoxylon fragiforme, 519 nucleotides long. RefSeq lists its product as uncharacterized. Lineage: Eukaryota; Fungi; Ascomycota; Sordariomycetes; Xylariales; Hypoxylaceae. Bases 1 to 519 code for a protein of 172 amino acids. The transcript is spliced from 3 exons. The record is from RefSeq and is a predicted model, not a curated record.